Molecule: messenger RNA, 2485 nt
Organism: Drosophila rhopaloa
Lineage: Eukaryota; Metazoa; Arthropoda; Insecta; Diptera; Drosophilidae
Product: polyubiquitin
Biological process (GO): modification-dependent protein catabolic process; protein ubiquitination
Cellular component (GO): cytoplasm; nucleus
Molecular function (GO): protein tag activity; ubiquitin protein ligase binding
Source: RefSeq, a predicted model, not a curated record
CGGUCUCAUUCAAAAACCAUUUGACAAUUGCAGCAGCAAGUACAACCAAACAGAACAAUCGCACUCAUACAGAAAGUAUAUAUUAUUUAAUUAGUUGGUGAUUAAAAGAAAGAAAAAAAGAAUACCGUCGAAAGUUGCAAGAAAAAAAUAAUCCAAAAUGCAGAUCUUUGUGAAGACAUUGACUGGCAAGACCAUUACUUUGGAGGUGGAGCCUUCCGAUACGAUCGAGAAUGUAAAGGCCAAGAUUCAGGAUAAGGAGGGCAUUCCCCCAGACCAGCAGCGUCUGAUCUUUGCCGGCAAGCAGCUUGAGGAUGGACGAACCCUUUCCGACUACAACAUCCAGAAGGAAUCCACCCUUCACUUGGUUCUCCGUCUUCGCGGUGGCAUGCAAAUCUUCGUAAAGACCUUGACCGGAAAAACCAUCACCUUGGAAGUCGAACCAUCUGACACCAUUGAAAAUGUGAAGGCUAAGAUUCAGGAUAAGGAGGGAAUUCCCCCAGAUCAGCAGCGUCUCAUUUUCGCUGGAAAGCAGUUGGAAGAUGGCCGCACCCUUUCGGACUACAACAUCCAGAAGGAAUCCACCCUUCACUUGGUUCUCCGUCUUCGCGGUGGCAUGCAAAUAUUUGUGAAGACCUUGACCGGAAAAACCAUCACCUUGGAAGUCGAACCUUCUGAUACCAUUGAGAACGUGAAGGCCAAGAUCCAGGACAAGGAGGGUAUUCCCCCAGAUCAGCAGCGUCUGAUCUUUGCCGGCAAGCAGCUUGAGGAUGGACGAACCCUUUCCGACUACAACAUCCAGAAGGAAUCGACCCUUCACUUGGUCCUCCGUCUUCGCGGUGGCAUGCAAAUCUUUGUGAAGACCUUGACCGGAAAGACUAUCACUCUCGAAGUGGAGCCCUCUGACACCAUUGAAAAUGUGAAGGCUAAGAUUCAGGAUAAGGAGGGAAUUCCCCCAGACCAGCAGCGUCUGAUCUUUGCUGGCAAGCAGCUUGAGGAUGGACGAACCCUUUCCGACUACAACAUCCAAAAGGAGUCGACCCUUCACUUGGUAUUGCGUCUUCGCGGUGGCAUGCAGAUCUUCGUGAAGACCUUGACGGGAAAGACCAUCACUCUCGAAGUGGAGCCAUCUGACACCAGAAAUGUGAAGGCCAAGAUACAGGACAAGGAGGGCAUUCCACCAGAUCAGCAGCGUCUCAUUUUCGCUGGAAAGCAGUUGGAAGAUGGCCGCACCCUUUCGGACUACAACAUCCAGAAGGAAUCCACCCUUCACUUGGUUCUCCGUCUUCGCGGUGGCAUGCAAAUCUUCGUGAAGACCCUGACUGGCAAAACCAUUACCCUUGAGGUCGAGCCAUCCGACACGAUCGAGAAUGUGAAGGCCAAGAUCCAGGACAAGGAGGGUAUUCCCCCAGAUCAGCAGCGAUUAAUCUUUGCCGGCAAGCAACUGGAGGACGGACGUACGUUGUCUGAUUACAACAUCCAAAAGGAGUCGACCCUUCACUUGGUAUUGCGUCUUCGUGGUGGCAUGCAAAUCUUCGUAAAGACCUUGACCGGAAAAACCAUCACUCUCGAAGUGGAGCCAUCUGACACCAUUGAAAAUGUGAAGGCUAAGAUUCAGGAUAAGGAGGGAAUUCCCCCAGAUCAGCAGCGUCUCAUUUUCGCUGGAAAGCAGUUGGAAGAUGGCCGCACCCUUUCCGACUACAACAUCCAGAAGGAAUCCACCCUUCACUUGGUUCUCCGACUCCGCGGUGGCAUGCAGAUCUUCGUAAAGACCCUGACUGGCAAGACCAUUACGCUGGAGGUUGAGCCCUCCGACACCAUUGAAAAUGUGAAGGCCAAGAUCCAGGACAAGGAGGGCAUCCCACCAGAUCAGCAACGUCUCAUUUUCGCUGGAAAGCAAUUGGAAGAUGGCCGCACCCUUUCGGACUACAACAUCCAGAAGGAAUCCACCCUUCACUUGGUUCUCCGACUCCGCGGUGGCAUGCAAAUCUUCGUGAAGACCCUGACUGGCAAAACCAUUACCCUUGAGGUGGAGCCAUCCGACACGAUCGAGAAUGUGAAGGCCAAGAUCCAGGACAAGGAGGGUAUUCCCCCAGAUCAGCAGCGUCUGAUCUUUGCCGGCAAGCAGCUUGAAGAUGGACGAACCCUUUCCGACUACAACAUCCAGAAGGAAUCCACCCUUCACUUGGUUCUCCGUCUUCGCGGUGGCAUGCAAAUCUUCGUAAAGACCUUGACCGGAAAAACCAUCACCUUGGAAGUCGAACCCUCUGAUACCAUUGAGAACGUGAAGGCCAAGAUCCAGGACAAGGAGGGAAUUCCCCCAGAUCAGCAGCGUUUGAUCUUCGCCGGCAAGCAGUUGGAAGAUGGACGCACUCUGUCCGAUUAUAACAUCCAGAAGGAGUCCACUUUGCACUUGGUGCUCCGUCUCCGCGGAGGAAUCCAGGCUUAAACUGAAUACAUUUCCAAAUAAACACAAUUAGCACCCACA